CUAUAACAGGUGCCAUAGUUGAUCUAAGUGUCCCAGAAAAUGAGGAUAGGUUUAGAAAUAUAAAUAGGGAGACCCAAGCCUCCCCCGUUAUGUCCAGGAUUUAAGCCCUGUUCAUAUCCCCCGUCAGAAUACCUAUGCUAUUGGGUACACUGUUCAGAUAGCGUCGGUCGUAUUUGGCUUGGAAAAAUGACGGCUGAAACGGGUUUUGUCCCCACUAUGUUGUCUCUCUCGUCAGAGAGGGCUUACUUGUGGGUAUGGGCUGUGGGUGCUGGGGUUGUGGCGAUAUUCGUGCUCUAUCUUACAAAAUGUAUUUCUCGUCGCAGUUUCGCCUACGCUCAUGGUUGUCAAGCACCACCACGGUAUGCCCACCAGGACCCUUUCCUGGGGUUGGACUCCUUGCGUGAUUCCAUGCAGGCGAGGAAAUCCGACAGGUAUUUUCGAAGAGAGCAGCAACUACAUCAAAUCUAUGGCAACACCUUCAGUUCGCUGUUGUUAGGCAGCUGGAUGGUGAAUACAAUUGAGCCAAAGAACCUGGAAGUUCUCUUUUCUACUAGAUUUACCGAUUACGAGGUUGGAUUCCGGCGUCGGAAUGCUUUUGCCCCCUUGUUUGGCAAGAGCAUCUUCCAAAGUGAUGGAGCCCGUUGGCAAACAUUACGAUCGCAGCUACAAUUAUGUUUCUCGCGGGUGCAAACGUCGCAGCUGGAGCUCCUGGAGGGUCACUGUCAGCGUCUCCUGGCAGCCCUUCCUCCUGAUAACCAGCACUUCGACCUGGCGCUGUUUCUCCAUCGCUUUGCCGCCGAUGUUUCAACAGAUUUCCUUUUCGGAGAAUCAAUCAAUUCUCUCGAGAACCCCCAGAACCUCGACGGCGGUGCCUUGAAAGCUUUCGCCGACACUCAUAGCACCUGCGAGCUUCGAUGGCUGCUGGGAUCAAUGUCAUGGAUCUGGCCCCAGCGUACAUUUAGAAAAAAUGUUCGCUUGACACACCGUUUCAUCCAACGAUACGUUGAUGCGGCUUUGCGACGUGAAGUCACACCACCGGGCAAGGACUCGGAUCAGCCAAACGAGCAGCGGAUUCUAUUUAUCGACCAACUUCGACAACGAACGCAAGAUCCCACCGCACUCCGGGAUGAGCUGACGACAUUAUACUUUGCAGGGACAGACGCCCCGGCCGCCUUGCUUAUCAACCUGUUCUUUGUGCUCUCCAAGAGCCCGGAUGUGUGGGAUCGUGUACGCUCCGAGGUCCAGUCGCUGGGAGGGAAAUCCCCCGAUCUCCAACAGCUCAAGGGCCUCCGAUAUGUGCAAGACUGCAUUCGCGAAUGUCUUCGCCUUUAUCCGCCUCAGCCCUCCAACUCCCGCGUUGCCAUACGAGAUACCAUCCUCCCCACUGGCGGUGGUCCAGAUGGAAGUUCGCCCGUGUUAGUACCCAAGGGCAUGAUGGUUCAUCUUUCAGUCUAUGCCCUUCACCACCGGAAGGACCUCUGGGGCGAGGACGCGGAUGAGUUCCGCCCGGAACGAUGGUCGUACGAAAAGCAAACCUGGAAAUAUAUCCCGUUUCUCGGGGGUCCCCGCAAUUGUGUAGGCAUGGAUUUCGGUCUAAACGAAGUGGCGUAUGCUGUGGUACGAAUGGCGCAAAACUUCAAGUGUAUCACCAGUGUUGAUCCCGACCAAUGGGUCGAAGGGUCCAGUAUCGCGCUGGAGUCGAAAAAUGGCGUUAAAGUGGUCCUGUACAGGGAUGCAUAAAUAUCCCUCCUAUAGGAAUAAAUAAAACAGCGAAUCUGGACACAGCAAUGUUGUACACAUAGGAAUGAUUAUUACAAGUGGUGGGCCCGAUGGGGUGAAUUUCACUCCACUAUUGGCGCUAAUGCGGCAUACAUACAGAGUUAGCUGGCUUAGUGCUGACAUCUCAAAGCCCUAGUUCUCUCAGGCAUUAAUA
Messenger RNA from Aspergillus caelatus, 1933 nucleotides. Its product is annotated as cytochrome P450. Gene Ontology annotation, molecular function: heme binding; iron ion binding; oxidoreductase activity, acting on paired donors, with incorporation or reduction of molecular oxygen, reduced flavin or flavoprotein as one donor, and incorporation of one atom of oxygen. The transcript has 4 exons. The record is from RefSeq and is a predicted model, not a curated record. Lineage: Eukaryota; Fungi; Ascomycota; Eurotiomycetes; Eurotiales; Aspergillaceae. The coding region runs from base 187 to 1740 and encodes 517 amino acids.